Molecule: messenger RNA, 279 nt
Organism: Cyphellophora europaea CBS 101466
Lineage: Eukaryota; Fungi; Ascomycota; Eurotiomycetes; Chaetothyriales; Cyphellophoraceae
Product: 60S ribosomal protein L37a
Exons: 3
Coding region: 1-279 (92 amino acids)
Biological process (GO): translation
Cellular component (GO): ribosome
Molecular function (GO): structural constituent of ribosome
Source: RefSeq, a predicted model, not a curated record
AUGACGAAGCGCACCAAGAAGGUCGGCGUGACCGGCAAGUACGGUACUAGAUACGGCGCGUCUCUCCGCAAACAGGUCAAGAAGAUGGAAAUUACACAGCACGCUCGCUAUAUCUGCACCUUCUGCGGCAAGAACACCGUAAAGCGUCAGGCCGUUGGCAUCUGGAAGUGCAGAGGCUGCAACAAGACCGUCGCCGGUGGUGCCUGGACCGUCUCUACUCCCGCAGCGGCCGCCACGAGAUCAACCAUCCGUCGUCUAAGAGAAAUUGCGGAGGUGUAA